AUGUUAAGAUUAAAUAAUAGAAUAGUUUCUUUAUUACUACCAACUUCUCAAACACCGGGAGUGGCUACAGCAGUUUUGAAGAGCUCACCAUUUCGAAUUUCUUCUGCAUUAAUAUCCAACUCACUAAAGAAUUCUACAAAACUAUUUUCAUUAAAAGGCAAUAACAUCAUAUUAACAUCUCCAUAUCAACGCCCUUUUUAUAACGUGGAAAAAGUUGCCACGAGACAACGAUCGAUAUUAAAACUCUUUAUGAAUUCUCGUAAUUCCUUUCGUAAUUCAUUUUCCACUUUACAACCACCAAAAGAUCAUAAUUCCUUACAUUCUACAAAGAACUCUCACUUAAGAAACAAUUCAACGGCAUCACUUUCUUCGGCAUCAUCAUCAACAAAUAACUCUUCUACCGAAUCCGAAGAAAUUAGCUUGGAAGGAGGAAGAAGUGUGACAGAAAGAUUUAAAAUAUUAACAAAGAAAUAUGGAAUGUCAGCCAUAACAGUUUAUUUAAUAAUCUCAGCAAUAGAUUUAGGGUUAACAUUUAUUUUAAUACAAAUCGGUGGAGCUGAUCGUGUCAAAAAAAUCGAGGAUUGGUUUGCAGAAACUUUUGGUGAUUGGAUUGUCUUGCGAAAAAAUUCCUCUGAAAAAGAGGAAGAUGGUCAACAAGGCAUCGUUGUUACCACUGAUACUGAUGAUGAAUCUGUUAUCAUUAAUGUUGAUAAAAGAUUAAAAAACACACCAUCAUGGGCUAGUACUUUUGUUAUCGCUUAUGGCAUACAUAAACUUUUGGUUCCACUUAGAUUGGGUUUAACUGCUGCUAUUACCCCUGCUCUGGUUAGAAAGUUAAAAAGAAUGGGUUGGAAUAUUGGAGGUAAACAUUUGUAA
This is a messenger RNA of Funneliformis geosporum, 876 nucleotides long. Lineage: Eukaryota; Fungi; Glomeromycota; Glomeromycetes; Glomerales; Glomeraceae. The record is from the annotation of a GenBank genome assembly.